UUCUGUCAAACCACCAACAAACCUGCCAGUUGAGGGGAACUCAGUCAGCUUAACCUGUGAGGCUUCUGGCUCAGUCUUUACCAGAAACUGGAUGAAGGAUGGCUCAGAUUUGACCCUCGCUGACAACAUGACCCUUUCUGACAAUAACAGAGUGUUGACCUUUAACAUCGUGAAGAGAAAAGACAAAGGAGAAUAUUUCUGUGAUAUCAGCAACCCCAUCAGCAGUGAUAGAGCUAAAUAUGUCAUGGUUGUUAAUUAUGGACCAGAAAAUGUUCAAAUCGAAGGUCCAAAAAAGAUAAAUAUCAAAGGCACCUUAACUUUGACCUGCUCUGCUGACUCCACACCAUCUGCCAGAUUCACCUGGUUCUUUAAUGGGACAGAGAUAACCAGGAAUUCUGCUGAGUACAUUAAGGAAGAGGUUAAACUUUCUGACAGUGGCAACUACACCUGUCAAGCAUGGAAUAAUGUAACUGAUAGAACAUCUUCAUCGGUAGUGCAUGCACUGACUGUAACAGACAAGCCAUCACCAUGUGCUGCUGGUUGCAUCGCUGGAAUAGUAAUCGCGUGUUGUGUCAUCAUAGCUGCAGCUGUUGGUGGAGGGUACUACAUUUAUAAGAGAAAGUAUGAGUUGAACUAUGCAGACAUCAAGUUUUUCCCAAACAGAAAUGGCGGGAGAGUUCAGACGGGGUUAGAGAAUGACUCCACAGAUUAUGCUCAUGUCCAAAUGAACAGCAGGGCUCUUGCAGCAUCCACCCUUCCUACAUAUGACACCCACAUGAAUCGAGCGAAGAGGCCAGCCCCUCAGCCUGAGACUAAUGGUGCACAGAUUUACUCUCAGAUUCGCAAACACUGA
Messenger RNA from Archocentrus centrarchus (flier cichlid), 853 nucleotides. RefSeq names its product carcinoembryonic antigen-related cell adhesion molecule 20-like. Lineage: Eukaryota; Metazoa; Chordata; Actinopteri; Cichliformes; Cichlidae. Bases 92 to 853 code for a protein of 253 amino acids. The record is from RefSeq and is a predicted model, not a curated record. The transcript has 4 exons.